Molecule: messenger RNA, 1370 nt
Organism: Brachypodium distachyon (stiff brome)
Lineage: Eukaryota; Viridiplantae; Streptophyta; Magnoliopsida; Poales; Poaceae
Product: cationic peroxidase SPC4
Exons: 2
Coding region: 73-1101 (342 amino acids)
Biological process (GO): hydrogen peroxide catabolic process; response to oxidative stress
Molecular function (GO): heme binding; peroxidase activity
Source: RefSeq, a predicted model, not a curated record
UGAGGAAGCCACACUCACUCACUCACUUACAACGAGCUAGUCACAGUAUCUAGCUAAGAUAGGAUAGGAUCGAUGGCGUGGAGCAGAGCAGCAAUGCCGUUGGGCAUGAUAGUCGUCGUCGCCGCGCUGCUCUCUCUCCCGUCAGCCUUGUCCUUGCCGUCCUUGAUCUCUAUGCCCACCGCCGGCAAGGUAGAUCUUGCUCUUACUGACUCGUGCCGUGACGACAUUGUGCGCAACGCCGUUCAGGCCGCGCGUAGCAGUGACAUCGGUGUCACCGCCGGCCUCCUCCGCAUCUCCUUCCACGAUUGCUUCCCUCAGGGAUGCGACGGGUCGAUCCUACUGACGGGACCCAACACCGAGCAAGAUAUCAGGCCACAGAACGGGGGUCUUCGUCAAACCGCUCUAGAUCUCAUCGAAAGCAUUCGUGACAAGGUGCACCGUGCCUGCGGGUGGCGCUCCGUCUCCUGCACUGACAUCAUGAACCUGGCCACCCGGGAGGCGGUGAAGCAGUCCGGGGGCCCGGACUACACCGUGCCUACCGGCCGGCUCGACAGCCUCGAGCCGGCUCCACGCACGGCCGUCGAGCAGUCCUUACCGGCACCCUUCUUCGACGUCAGCCAGCUCCUGGAAAACUUCGGGAGGAAAGGCAUGGAGAACCUCGACCUUGUGGCGCUCUCCGGCGCGCACACCAUCGGCAAGGCCAGCUGCGGCAGCUUCAGCAACCGGUUCGGCGAGAACACGGCGUUCAUGCAAGCGCUCUCCAAGACCUGCAGGGACAUCCCUGGCUGGAGGCAGGAUUUGGACGUGACGACCCCCAACGACUUCGACAACGCCUACUUCGUCAACCUCUUGCAGGGGAAGGGGCUGCUCACCUCCGACAUGGCGCUCGUCAACGAUGGCCGCACCCGGUGGCUCGUCGAGGGCUUCGCCGGCAACCAUUGGUGGUUCUUUGGCCAGUUCGGCACCUCCAUGAGCAAGCUCGCGCAUAUGCAGGGAGACCAGGGGAGGAACGGCCAGAUCCGCGAUAACUGCACCAGGAAGAACUCUGGACUGGCCCAAGAUCUCGUCCAUGCCGUCGAGGAGUUCGUGGCCUCCGUUUGAGAUUUCGCACCGUUGACAUGCAGCAGCUUCCAUGCUUGCAAUAAGAGAGCACUAGAUAUAUCUAGCUAGGCUAGCUAGCUUAUCUUCUGCCUGCUUCAUGUCAAUUAGAAUAUGCCUGCCUUGCUAUCUGCAGCUUGCAUAUGUCGGCCAGUACUGGUGUCUGUCUGUUUCACUAACUUUGUUUCCUACUUUCCUUGCUGUCUCAUGUUGUUGCCACUGUCACCUCUGUUCAUCGCCACCAGGAAUCCAAACUUUCUUGACAGGAACUA